AUGGAUGACGUGACAAUUAAAAUCCUCCUGCUUGGGGAUGAGAAAGUAGGGAAAACAACGUUUUUAUCGCGGAUUAGUGGAGGUAGCAGCAGUCUUGAAGGUCAUGCCCCUAUUACUUUAUUACGAGAUAUAAAUCAGCCUUUCGUUUUCGAGAUACGAAACCGAAGGGGUACAUAUCGUCUUGAGUUCUAUGACACUUCCAGUCCAGAAGACUGGAGGCUGCUUGAACCGGACUUGGUCUUGAUUUGCUACGAUAUCAGUCAAAGACUAAGCCUCAUCAAUAUGCAAAGAAUCUGGAUCAAGCAGGUCCAUGCCAACUUCCGAACUAGUGACCACCUCCCCGUAAUUGUCGUCGGCCUCAAGAGAGACCUAAGAUCCGAAACUGAUCCCAAUGGCAUCAUAUAUCCUCAGGAAGGACAUAAUGUGUCGCAAGAGAUGAGAGUGGACAAAUACGUCGAGUGCUCGGCUGUCACCGGCGAACUCCUCAAGCUAGCCUUCGAGGAGAUAUGCAAUACCGCAGUAAGGACGACUGUAACUGAUGGUGGGCAAAGUGAAGGAGGGUGUUUGGUGUUGUAG
Daldinia loculata is the source of this 576-nucleotide messenger RNA. RefSeq names its product P-loop containing nucleoside triphosphate hydrolase protein. The transcript is spliced from 3 exons. Gene Ontology annotation, biological process: small GTPase-mediated signal transduction. Lineage: Eukaryota; Fungi; Ascomycota; Sordariomycetes; Xylariales; Hypoxylaceae. The record is from RefSeq and is a predicted model, not a curated record. Gene Ontology annotation, molecular function: GTP binding; GTPase activity. The coding region runs from base 1 to 576 and encodes 191 amino acids.